Molecule: messenger RNA, 2651 nt
Organism: Populus euphratica (Euphrates poplar)
Lineage: Eukaryota; Viridiplantae; Streptophyta; Magnoliopsida; Malpighiales; Salicaceae
Product: myosin-10-like
Exons: 3
Coding region: 163-2538 (791 amino acids)
Cellular component (GO): cytoskeleton
Molecular function (GO): actin binding; structural constituent of cytoskeleton
Source: RefSeq, a predicted model, not a curated record
AUUAAUUUAUCUAUGGCUAUUGUCAAUUGGUCUGCUGCAAUUCCUUUGACUAAGCUUCUCCAGGAUCUUCAGCUGAUAUGCUUCAGAUGAAGAGUGCAUUUCAUUAAUUUGUUUAAGUUGGCUGUAAAUUCCCGUUAUAAAUCAAGCGGCGUUCCGAAGGUGAUGGAGUUCGUAGGCAGCCAUGAAGAUCCUGAAAACAUCGAACAAAUGAAGGAGACUAAAAGAGACAUUGAACAUAAAGUGGGAAAGAUCCUGAAGCUUAUACAGAAUAAUGGCCCAGCCAAGAAGGGUAAGAUCCCGGAAGAUUCAAAGAAAAGAUCAGAACUUAUUGAACUUGUCGAGGAUUUUCACAAACAGUACCAGUCUCUCUACGCACAAUAUGAUUAUCUCAGAGCAGAGAUGGGGAAAAAGGCUCCAGUCAGGAAAGAGAAGGAAAGUUCUUCCUCUUCAUCCUUCUCCGAUUCAGAGUAUUAUUCUCCAGACAUAGGCAGUAGCCUUAUCAUAGAUAUGCAUCUUGAAGCAUCAGACGGCACCGCUGGAGAACUUGAUGCUGCAAGCUUAGAAGUAACUGGGCUGAAGCAUAGGUUGACCUCUGCUACUGCUGAAAACGAAGCUUUACGCAACAAAUACAGCGCAGAAUUACAAGAAGCAGACACCGUCAACAAGCAAAAUAGGGAACUUUCAGCUCUUGUGAAGGUACAUGAGCUUCAUGACAGUCAGGCAUCAGCUCAGAUAAAGGAGCUAGAGGGACAGUUAGCUACACUGAAAACUGAGAUGGAUUCCUUGUACACCCUGAAGAAAGAUUUCGAGGCACAGGUUGAAAACAAAGCAGCUGAAGCUAAACAUCUUCAAGAGAAAAACUCACAGCUACUUUCACGUGUUUCGGAACUUGAACUGAUGUCAAAAGAGAAAGGGGAUGAGAUAUCUACAAUCCAGAAGCAACUGAAGGAUGGUGAGAAGAAUUUCACAUCUAAAAUUGAAGAUCUAAUGACACAGGUCAACAAUCUGCAAUUGGAGACGGUUUCUUUACGUUCUCAGAAUGCUAAACUGGAAGCGAGUAAGCGGAAGGAAGCAUCAGCUCAAGCCAAGGGCUUAAAGAACCGAAUAAAUAAUUUGCAGAAGGAAUUGGACUCCUUUCGAGGUGAGAGAUCUCAGCUGGAAGCUCAACUGAACAUGAAAACCAAAGAAGUUGCUGAAAACCUGCUCUGGACAGAGACUUUGGAAGGUGAAAUAGCAAGGAAGGCUAUAACUGAACAGGAACUGCUAAAAGAGAAAGAAACCUUUCUUGUGCAAAGAGAGGACCUGGAACUAGAAGCGAACUCUAUCCGAAACCAAAAGAACAGGCUGGAAGAGCUGAUGAGAAGUAAGAACCAAGAGACAGAUCAAUUGCGAGAAGAAGGGGAGAGGAUGCACGCUAGAAUACUCGAACUGGAAGGGAUCUUAUUAGAUAGAGGGGAUUCCUUUUCUCCUUGUCAGAAAGAAUAUGAGAGCAGAGAGAAUGAAGCUUCUACUCAGAUUAUGGCCUUGAAAUCGCAGGUUUUUAGCUUACAACAGGAUUUGGAUUCCUUGCUGAGUGAGAAGAGUUUAUUGGAGACACAAAACGAGAGACUAAGGCGAGACAUUAUGCAAAUCCAGUUUCAGAUGGAAAAUGAAGUUCACAAUUUAACGAGCAAGAUUGAAGAGCAGCAGAAAAUCCUGAAGGACAAGGAGGAUACUGUAAAAAAGCUAACUGAGGAGACUAAAGUAGUCAGACACCAUUUGCUGGAUUCUCCAAAAUAUCGGUCAUUGGAUUCUCCAAAAUAUCGGUCGCUGGAUUCCCCAAGGACAAAUCCUCAAUCUUUAGAAAGGAAGAUAGAAGAACUAGCAGGGAGCUUCCACAUGAAAAUGGAAAAUCAUAUUCGAAUCUUGUAUCAGAGGAUUUUAGUUGCCGAACAUAUUCAUGCUGAAACCAAAGAUGGCUACAAGAAGAUGAAAGACAGACUGGAUCAAGAAAACAUAGAGCUUAAUGAAAAAACAACAGCAUUUGAAGCUGAAUUGAGGAAGAUAAGGGAGAUGUUAUUGGAUGCAGGAGAGGUAUUUUCAGGAGCGGAAGCAAUGCUCAAGAAAUUCUACGAGGACACUGAAAUUCUCUCGGACCCCAUUUGCCGAAUCUCAAACGAGCUUCAGUUUGCGAAGAGAUGGAUCACAGAAACAAAGGAUGAGAUAAAAAAGCUGAAACAUAACGUGGAUAGUUUGACAUUGCAACUGAAUGGCAAGGAAGAGAAGGAGCUCUUGUUAAGAGAAAAGGUGUGGAAACUGGAAGCAAAGCUGAGCAAGGAAGGAGGAGAAAAGCUGAAUUCUGUUAGUCAGCUUGAGAGAAAGGUCGUAUAUUUGGAGCAGCAGGUAAAACACAAGGAAGACAUUUUUCUGGGUGUUGGUGAGGAGAAGAGGGAGGCCAUAAGGCAGCUUUGUAUCUUGGUCGAUUACCAUCGCAGCCGCUAUGAUCAUCUCAGAGAAGCACUAUCAAAGAGGACUGUUCAUAUCAAGAGAGUGGCUUAGAAGAGAUUUGCGACAUUUUCUUCUUUUGUUUAUUAAUGCUGUUAUUCUGGUUUUAACAACAUUAAUCCUUUCAUUAAACAAACAGCUUGUAAAUUAGUUCCAAUAUUUGUUCA